CUGCGGUCACACUGGCACCACCUGCAAAAGCGCGCCUUAUUUUUUGGCAUCAUCUUAUCUUAUGUUUUUGCUAUAACAAUUACAUUUAGGUACCUAGAAUGGACGCCAAGCGCAAGUUUAAUGGCACCUCCAAUGGCCACGCCAAAAAGCCCAGGUAGGGGAACUUAGGGGGAGUAUAAAACAAGCCAUUACAUUUCUUGCACCACAGGAAUCCCGACGAAGACGAGGAAAUGGGCUUUGAGGCGGAGCUGGCUGCCUUCGAGAACUCCGAGGACAUGGAUCAGACUUUGCUAAUGGGCGACGGGCCGGAGAAUCAGCAGACCAGUGAGCGCUGGUCCCGCCCACCUCCACCAGAUUUAGAUCCCUUUAAGGACAACUUGCAGUUCCAGCAGCUGGAUGUGGAGAACUACCUGGGACAGCCCUUGCCGGGAAUGCCAGGUGCGCAAAUAGGACCCGUUCCGGUUGUCCGCAUGUUCGGGGUCACCAUGGAGGGCAACUCGGUGUGCUGCCAUGUCCACGGCUUCUGUCCGUACUUCUACAUAGAGGCUCCCAGGCAAUUUGAAGAGCACCAGUGCGAGAAACUACAGAAGGCCCUGGAUCAGAAGGUCAUAGCCGAUAUCCGGAACAACAAGGACAAUGUCCAGGAAGCUGUGCUCAUGGUGGAGCUGGUGGAGAAGCUGAAUAUCCACGGCUACAACGGCGACAAGAAGCAGAGGUACAUCAAAAUUACGGUGACACUGCCCAGAUUUGUGGCCGCCGCCUCGCGGCUGCUCAAAAAGGAGGUGAUCAUGUCGGAGAUCGACUUCCAGGACUGCCGCGCCUUCGAGAACAACAUUGACUUCGAUAUCCGCUUCAUGGUGGACACGGGAGUGGUCGGUUGCAACUGGAUUGAGCUUCCCGUGGGCCACUGGCGGAUGAGGAACAGCCGCAGCAAACCGCUGCCCGAAUCCCGCUGCCAGAUUGAGGUUGAUGUGGCCUUCGACAGGUUCAUCUCCCACGAACCGGAGGGCGAGUGGUCCAAGGUGGCGCCCUUCCGCAUCCUCUCCUUCGAUAUCGAGUGCGCCGGUCGCAAGGGAAUCUUUCCCGAGGCCAAAAUGGAUCCCGUCAUUCAGAUAGCCAACAUGGUCAUUCGGCAGGGAGAGCGAGAGCCCUUCAUCAGGAAUGUCUUCACCCUGAACGAGUGUGCUCCGAUCAUAGGAAGCCAGGUGCUGUGCCACGACAAGGAGACCCAGAUGCUGGACAAGUGGUCGGCCUUUGUGCGGGAGGUCGAUCCGGACAUCCUGACCGGCUAUAAUAUCAACAACUUUGACUUUCCCUACCUGAUCAACCGGGCUGCGCACUUGAAGGUCAAGAACUUCGAGUAUCUGGGCCGGAUUAAGAACAUUCGCUCGGUGAUCAAGGAGCAGAUGCUGCAGUCCAAGCAGAUGGGUCGCCGGGAGAACCAGUAUGUGAAUUUCGAGGGUCGCGUGCCCUUCGAUCUGCUCUUUGUCUUGCUGCGCGACUACAAACUGCGCUCCUACACGCUCAACGCUGUGAGCUAUCACUUCCUGCAGGAGCAAAAGGAGGAUGUGCAUCACAGCAUCAUUACGGAUCUGCAGAACGGAGACGAGCAAACGCGUCGCCGGCUGGCCAUGUACUGCCUGAAGGAUGCCUACCUGCCGCUGAGAUUGCUCGAGAAGCUGAUGGCCAUCGUUAACUACAUGGAAAUGGCCAGGGUGACGGGUGUGCCGCUGGAAUCGCUGCUCACCCGCGGACAACAGAUCAAGGUGUUGAGUCAACUGUUGCGCAAGGCCAAGACCAAGGGCUUCAUCAUGCCCUCGUACACCUCCCAGGGAUCGGAUGAGCAGUACGAGGGAGCCACUGUGAUUGAACCGAAAAGGGGCUACUAUGCGGAUCCCAUCUCCACGCUGGAUUUCGCCUCCCUGUAUCCGAGUAUAAUGAUGGCCCACAACUUGUGCUACACCACCUUGGUUCUGGGCGGAACGCGUGAGAAGCUGCGCGAGCAGGAGAACCUGCAGGAUGAUCAGGUAGAGCGCACGCCGGCCAAUAAUUACUUUGUUAAAUCGGAGGUGCGGCGCGGCCUGCUGCCCGAGAUCCUGGAAUCCCUUUUGGCCGCCAGGAAGCGGGCCAAAAACGACCUGAAAGUGGAAACGGAUCCGUUUAAACGGAAGGUUUUGGAUGGCAGGCAGCUGGCGUUGAAGAUUUCGGCCAAUUCGGUGUAUGGAUUCACCGGUGCCCAGGUGGGAAAGCUGCCCUGCCUGGAGAUCUCGGGCAGCGUCACCGCCUAUGGCCGCACCAUGAUCGAGUUGACCAAAAACGAGGUGGAGACGCACUACACGCAGGCCAAUGGCUAUGAGAACAAUGCGGUGGUCAUCUACGGCGACACAGACUCUGUGAUGGUUAAUUUCGGUGUAAAGACACUGGAGCGCAGCAUGGAGCUAGGUCGCGAGGCGGCCGAGUUGGUUAGCUCCAAGUUCGUGCAUCCCAUUAAGCUGGAGUUCGAGAAGGUCUACUAUCCGUACCUCCUCAUCAACAAGAAGCGCUAUGCGGGAUUGUACUUCACGCGGCCGGAGACGUACGAUAAAAUGGACUGCAAGGGCAUCGAAACGGUGAGGAGGGAUAACUCGCCGCUGGUGGCCAACCUGAUGAACGCCUGCCUGCAGAAACUGCUCAUCGAAAGGGAUCCCGACGGGGCAGUGGCCUACGUGAAACAGGUGAUUGCCGAUCUGCUCUGCAACCGCAUCGACAUCUCGCAUCUGGUCAUCACCAAGGAGCUGGCGAAGACGGACUACGCGGCUAAGCAGGCGCACGUGGAGUUGGCCGCCAAGAUGAAGAAAAGAGAUCCUGGCACGGCACCCAAGCUGGGCGAUCGAGUUCCCUAUGUGAUCUGUGCGGCGGCCAAGAAUACGCCUGCUUAUCAGAAGGCCGAGGAUCCGCUGUAUGUGCUGGAGAACAGCGUGCCCAUCGACGCCACCUACUAUCUGGAGCAGCAGCUCUCCAAGCCGCUGCUGCGGAUCUUUGAGCCCAUUUUGGGCGACAAUGCAGAGUCCAUUUUGCUGAAGGGCGAGCACACGCGCACUCGCACUGUGGUUACUUCAAAAGUGGGUGGUUUAGCCGGCUUUAUGACCAAGAAAACCGCCUGCUUGGGCUGCAAAUCCCUGAUGCCCAAGGGAUACGAGCAGGCCUGCCUGUGUCCGCAUUGCGAGCCCCGCAUGAGUGAGCUCUACCAGAAGGAGGUGAGUGCCAAAAGGGAGCUGGAGGAGACCUUUUCGCGCCUCUGGACGGAGUGCCAGCGAUGCCAGGAGUCGCUGCAUGAGGAGGUCAUCUGCUCGAACCGCGAUUGUCCCAUCUUCUACAUGCGACAGAAGGUGCGCAUGGAUUUGGACAGUCAGGAGAAGAGGGUGAUGCGAUUCGGCUUGGCCGAGUGGUAGCCAAAGCAUGAAUUUACUGAAUUGUUUAAUCCUAUAAUUUAUUAAUUAUAUUACUAGAAGUUA
Molecule: messenger RNA, 3494 nt
Organism: Drosophila takahashii
Lineage: Eukaryota; Metazoa; Arthropoda; Insecta; Diptera; Drosophilidae
Source: RefSeq, a predicted model, not a curated record